AGGGUGAGCUGGGGUCCCCAGGUCAAGGUGAGGCUGAGAAGUCCUAGGAGAGCUGUGGGAUGAGGUUGUAGAUAAAUCCAAAGGUUACCAGCCUAGACCCUUCAUCUUACCCAGAAACUCCCAUCCUGAGGGUGGGACUUCAACAAGGCGACAUCCAAGAGGACCGAGAACCCACCCCCAUGUAGGCCUGCAUGGAUGUCCCCAUCAACAGCAGAGACUUCCACUGUCUGCAGCUGGCCUGCGUGGCCCUUGGCCUGGUGGCCGGCAGCAUCAUCAUCGGUGUCUCCGUGUCCAAGGCCGCAGCUGCCGUGGGCGGUGUCUUCCUUGGUGCUGCUGGGCUAGGUCUCCUCAUCUUCGCCUACCCCUUCCUGAAGGCUCGGUUCAACCUGGACCACAUCCUGCCUUCCAUAGGGGGCCUGAGAAUCCACCCUAACCCAGGACCAGACCACGGAGAGGGAAGAUCCAACAGCAACAGCAACAAGGAAGGGGGCCGCAGCAGCCUGUCCACUGUGAGCAGGACCUUGGAGAAGUUGAAGCCAGGAGCCCGGGGCACCGAGGAAGGCUGAGGAACUGCCCCUGCCCUGCCAUCCAUUCCUGCCUGCUACCCC
Messenger RNA from Chinchilla lanigera (long-tailed chinchilla), 608 nucleotides. It is a transcript of the gene Kncn, whose product is annotated as kinocilin. The transcript is spliced from 4 exons. Bases 192 to 566 code for a protein of 124 amino acids. Lineage: Eukaryota; Metazoa; Chordata; Mammalia; Rodentia; Chinchillidae. Gene Ontology annotation, cellular component: apical plasma membrane; ciliary basal body; neuronal cell body. The record is from RefSeq and is a predicted model, not a curated record.